Molecule: messenger RNA, 4382 nt
Organism: Amyelois transitella
Lineage: Eukaryota; Metazoa; Arthropoda; Insecta; Lepidoptera; Pyralidae
Product: zinc finger protein 708
Exons: 2
Coding region: 174-1331 (385 amino acids)
Biological process (GO): regulation of transcription by RNA polymerase II
Cellular component (GO): nucleus
Molecular function (GO): DNA-binding transcription activator activity, RNA polymerase II-specific; RNA polymerase II cis-regulatory region sequence-specific DNA binding
Source: RefSeq, a predicted model, not a curated record
ACUAUCUUUGAGAAUUAUUAUGACUUUUUUGUGAAAAAACGUUCUGUAAUUAUUUGAUAAAAAAAGUGUGUGCAGUAAGUUAUUUUUUUCAUAUUUACUGUAAGGGUCCCUGAUUAGAAUAACUAUGUGUUUACGAUAAAUUUACAUCUAAUAAAAUAUUUUCUUUUGAAAACAUGUCUAAAAGAGAACAAAGUGACCGAAACGAAAGGAAGUUAGACACAAGUGAUUACGAAAAUCUUUUGACUCAACAUAGUAUUUUUGAGUCUGCUCGAAAUAAACAUCAAGAGCUCCCGAGCUUUCCAGGAUUUACUAAUGCUGAAACUCAGACCAAGUCUAGUGACUUAAAAUCGCAGCCACAGGCUGGUUUAGGUGCUUGGCAUUACAACCCUUGGUGGAUGCUGGCCAGUACGUCAAGGAACAUUCCAUCGCAAGAAGAUUUUUCAGAAAGUGGAGAAAUGGAAACAAAAGUAAAAGAAGAACCUGUUGGUGCAGGUACACCAGACAGAGAUCCAUUACAAACUGACGUUGAUCAUUUUGCCACAGGUACACCUACACCUCCCGUAGGACUAGACUCGUUCUGUGAUGACUGCUCAGAUCCAUUUUGUGAUUCCAGUGCUGCCAUCUGUAGAAAGCUGUUCCAUUGUCCUCAUUGUCGUAAGAGCUACCCAACAAUAUUGGAAUUUAACACACAUUUGACUGGUGUACAUCCAGCACAGAAACCAUUCAGAUGCCAAAUAUGUUUGGAACCUUUUUACAAGAAAUCACAAUUAAGAAGACACCUAGAUGCUCAUCAUUCUCGUAAAGAUGUAAAUAAAUGUUCUGUUUGUUCCAAAUACAUAAAAGAUAAAAGCAACCUACGUAAACACAUGCAAGUCCACACAGGGCGUGUACCACAGAAACAGUUCAAAUGUGACCUGUGUAACAACAAGCGUUACAUGUCUAUUGACAGACUUAACAAUCAUAGAGUAGUUUGUACUGGAGAAAAAACAUUGAAAUAUUGUGACAUGUGCACCAAAGUGUUUGAUAAUUCAAGGUCACUAAAUAGUCACAAGAAGGUACAUGCAAGAGAACUAAAAUGUGAAAACUGUGGGGAACAACUACGUUCUCUAGAACAAUUCACAAAUCAUAAAAUGUUGUGUCAAGGAGCAACAUCAGAUGCAGGUGGAAGCUUGGCUAGUUCAUCAAAUGUGGCUGGCACUCCUGUGAACAGAUGUUGUACCCAGCCAGGUUUGUGCGAGCAUGACAAGCCAGCUUAUCUCAAUAUACCAGGUUAUGCUGCCGGCAGGGUACUUGAUGCUACACUUUCAUCUUUAAAGUCAAAUAUGAACUGAAAACAAUCUGACAAAUCAUCCUGACAAAUAAUGUUCAAUUUUUAUAAAUUUCUUUUGACAUGAUUACCAAAUAAAAAAAACAAUGACAACAGUUAUAAUUUUACAGAAUUGAGAAUUUCACAAGACUGAUGCAAAUAUCCCGCCUCACAACUUGCUUUAUUAUUACCAUUUAAAUUUAGAUUUUAAUUUGUAGGUUAAACACAUUAGUUUUAGCAGCAUAACUGUUUAAGUGUAUUCAUAUGUAUUCUGUUUUACUGUGUACAUUUAAAAAAAAAUUGUAAAGCCAAUAUGUGGCAUUUCAUCAAAAGGUUAAUUAACCAUAGGAAGGUGUUCCGCCUGUAAUAAUAAUGUAUAUAUGACUACAUUUAAAAGUUAUUUGCUUAUCUUAAAUACAUAACUUGUUCCACAAGAACAGCUUUACUAAUUGUUAGCAACCAGACCAUACAUGCAAGGUGUAAAUUUGUGAAAUGUUACAGAUACAUAAUAUUUUUAUUUGAAUAUAAAAAUAACUUGACUGAUUUAGAGAAAUAUUUAUGUGCAGUAUUACAUCAUUUUUUAUUUUUCUAUUUUGGGAAAAUUUCUAAGAGCUACGUUAUUUUUGUAAUUCUUAGUUUUUAAUAUUCUUAGAUUUAUUUUUAGAAUAGAUGUUAUUUGGGAGUGGUUAAGGAGGCUGUACAAUGAGCAGGCUUUGUUCCCAGUGCUCUGUAGUACUAAUUACUCCAAAGAUGUUAUAGUUUCAAACAUGGUGUUACAGUGUGUUUCAAAUACUACCUAGAGACAACUUGUGUAAGAGAAAUUUAUUUGUUCUUUAUCAUUAGAACUGUAAGUAAAAUUAAAGUGCAAUGUACCAUUGGCUAAGCCUUGAUCAUGUUAAGGGAAGUGGUUAAAGGAAUUAAUUGUUGUGUACUCUUUAUCCAUAAUAUUUAUUCAAGUGUCAUACACUAAUACAUGAUUGCUGCAAUUUAUAGAAUUAUUUAUAAGUUUAACAUUUAUGAAAAUGUUAUGUGUAUUGUAUGCGUCCUUAAUAAAAAGGAUUGAGGCUAUAUUCAAUGUAUAGACCCUUAUUUUACAAUAUAUUAGCUGUUAUAUAUCUAUACUCAUUAAUGAGUAUACUAUACUUUAAUCUUUUAUUUUCAUGGGAAUUUCAACUUAGCGAAAAAUUGGAAACAAUGUUUUAUUUAUUUAUGUUUUAAUUACAAAGAAAAGUACUUUUAUUUUGAGGCUUUAUAUCAUGAAUUGUUGCUAUUUACAAAUGUUUUCUCUAAUAAUUAUUACCUAUAUUUUAUAACAAGGAUAGGUUAAGUUGUGUAUGUUAAGUUCGUACGUUUUUAUAACUUUAUAUACAUUUACAUUGGACCCAUGCUUUAAUUGCAAGUACAUAGUACCAAAUGACAAAGAUAAAGAAAAGUAUAAUUCGCAAACUAAUUAUAAAUCAGUUUUAUUUUACCAAAAAUUUGCUAGCUCAACAACAUAGAUUCAUAAUAAUGCCAUUUAGCACACACUAGGUACUACAGAAAUAUUCCAUAGGUGCCUAAGUGUCAUAUAUGACAAUAACCUGCAAAAGUCUUCAUUUGUUUAUGUAGAUAAUAUUCCAUCAAUAUUGCGAACAAUUAUUUUUGAGAACUGAUUGUACCAAAUGUUUAAAAAUUAUAAUGAGCAACAAGCAUUAUAUUGUUAACAUUUUCGAAUUGUCUAAAACAAUGUAAAUGUCUUGCCUAACAUUAUAAGUCUAUAGUUGUAAAAGGUAAUUAAAAAUGUUUGAUGUAUAUUUUCCAACAUCAUUCUCGCGAAGCUUGGUGUCGCGAAAAAAUAUUUUACUGCCUACAAUUCAGUUAUGGGGAUCUUGGGAACGUAAUUUCAACUUCGACGUUACACCAACGCAGUGGAAUUUUGCGAUAUUCUCAAUAUUCUUAACUAAAACUUUUCUGAAAGCCAAAAACAAACAAGAAAUUUUAUUACAAAACGAACAUAAAUUGAACACCUUGUCCAAAGGCAAUGGACGUGAUAUAUAUUAACAGCAUUAGAAAUUAUCAUUUAUCGGACAAUUCUGUUUCGCUCUGUUUGUUCAACUACUUUAUAUAAAGCAAUUUCGCUUCUACACCAGUGAAUCAACCCCAAUAUUUAAUUUCUGAUUGCGUACAAUCAAUCAAAAAGCAGUUUCAUUCUCAUGUUACUGCACCACCACCGACUUCUCCAAUAUAAUUUUGUGACCCCAGCGUCGCAGUGUUAAUUCAAAAUGUACCUACUACUAAAACUAUAGCAUCGUAGAUUAGCAUGGUGUUUAAAUUGUAAUGCACCUAGGUUAAGGAAAAAUGUGUUCAUAUGAAUUUAGUUAUACAUAGAAUAUACUUUAUCUUAGUGCUGUAGACUGUAAAACAGUAAUUUUGCUGUUAUUCGAAAUUUAUUUUUUCCACCGAAAUUGUUAUAAGAAAUCAUAUUUUGAGAGCCAAAUUUAAUCAAGUUUUAUAGCUAUCAAUCAUGUAGGUACACUAAGUUUAUUGUGGGCAGUUAUAUAACGUGUGCUACCUCCGUUUUCCAAUAUUAUUUCAGGAGAGUAGACUUACGCCACUUGUUUCUAUAAGAGUGUAUGGAUUAAAAUCAUUAGCGUUGCCAAACUAUCGAUAGUGAAAGUAUAUCGAUAGUUGACCUCUGUUAUCAUCUUCAGUAUAUAAUAAAAUCGAUAGCAUUUUGGUGUAAUAGCAUCAAAAACUUAAAUACUAUCAAUCUCAUUAAGGUUGAUAGUAUUGAUUUAACUAUCGAUAGUGCUUUCGAUAUUGAGAUCCAAUAAUAUCGAUAGUAUUGAUGAGAGUCAAUAAAUAUUGACGGUAACUGAGCUAUCGAUACUAUUGCAUUUACUUAACUAUCGAUCGGCAACGCUAGGUACUUACCAUCACAUAAUGAAUAGGUACCGCAUGCAAUAAUUUGAACAUGUUUACGUCGGCGACGUAGAUAUUAGCUACCAAGCUAAAGUAUUAUGAUUACCUAUGAUACAAGAGAAAUAGAUAUACCUACCGUAACAUUAUCACCAAUAAAUCAGGUUCUUUUCUGUUA